CGAGUCUUUGGUUUAUCGCGCGCGUGCUGACAGUGAAGCACAUCUGCUCGGAAUCCGCUGGAUAUAAACAUCUGUAUAAACCACCGCGGUAAAGAAGGAACCGAAAAGGAGUACUCGAGCAGAAAGAAGAAAAAAGUGAUUGACGGUAUUGCGAGAAAGAGCACCAGGGAAGUUCGUUUGCGAUGUCGGGAUCGCUGUGUCGGAGUUUGUACGCGUUCAGCGGAGAGCAGCACGAGCGCGGAUUGCGCUUUCAGCCCGGGGAGCUGAUCCGCGUCACGCGCGCGCUGCCUGGAGGAUGGUGGGAAGGAGAGAAGGAUGGAAUAACGGGAUGGUUCCCUUCCAGUUACGUCCAAGUCGUAGAGAAAUCUGCUUCCUUGAGUGUGCUGCCUGGCGAGGAGCCUUGCGAAAGCCCAUUGCCCAAAGACUGGAAGUGUUACAUGGCACCACAGGGACAGAAGUACUACGUCAACACUGUAAGCAAUGAGACGACAUGGGAAAGGCCUUCCAGUGUUCCUGGGACGCCCAAAACAUUAUUACGACACAAGAACUCCUUACCAACAGUGAAUGGAUUUCAUGGCAGCAGUGGCCCAUUGCAUCAGACAGAGCAGUCACAUGUACCAAAACAGAAGGCCAACACAGAUCAACAGAGCCCCAUGUCCAUAUCUCCCAGGAAGUCGGAGCACAAGACCUCAGUCACGCAAAUCAACUGUGUGACGUUCCCCUUCCCGUUACACACCACUGAACAGCAACUCCUUAAACCAAAUGAUUGGAGCUACUGCGAUUAUUUUUGGGCAGACAGAAAGGACCCACAGGGGAAUGCCAGCAUCUCAGGCUUUGAGGUCUUAAUGCAGAAGCAGUUGAAGGGAAAACAGAUGCAGAAGGAGAUGGCUGACUUUAUGAGAGAGAGGAUCAAGAUUGAAGAAGAGUACGCCAAGAAUCUCUUGAAACUCUCUCAGAUCCCUCUUGCAGCUCAGGAGGAAGGUACACUUGGAGAGGCCUGGGCCCAGCUGAAGAAAAGCCUGGCAGACGAGGCCGAAGUGCAUCUCAAGUUCUCUUCGAAGAUACAGAGUGAAGUAGAAAAGCCCCUCAUUACAUAUCGAGACAACUUUAAAAAGGACAUGAAGAAGUUCGAUCACCAAAUUGCCGAUCUCAGGAAACAGCUGGCCAGUCGAUAUGCUGCUGUUGAGAAGGCACGUAAAGCGCUCACAGAACGGCAGAAGGACCUGGAGGUAAAGACUCAACAGCUGGAGAUCAAACUGAACACAAAGAUUGAGGAGGACAUCAAAAAGGCCCGCAGGAAAUCCACACAGGCAGGUGAUGAUCUGAUGCGAUGUGUUGACCUGUACAACCAGUGUCAGUCUAAAUGGUUUGAGGAGAUGGUUACUACAAGUCUGGAGCUGGAGAGACUUGAAGUGGAGCGAAUAGAAAUAAUCAGAAAUCAUCUCGGACAAUACACAACGCUGCGGCAUGAGACGGACAUGUUCAACCAAAGCACCAUAGAGCCGGUGGACAAACUACUCCAGAUUGUAGAUCCAGCUAAAGACAGAGAGAUAUGGGUAAAGGAGCACAAGACAGGUGAGGUGAGACCAGUGAACAUGGAGCUCUAACUCAGAGAGAAGGUGCUGGUGAAAGAAGAGAUGGAGUCUGUGGUCUUUUCUGCAAGAACAUGGGGAAAAACAACAUACUGGAGUAGAAAAGAAACAUGAGUUUAUGAAUGAAACUGCUGUCAGAGGAGCUGGAGCUCAACUGCCCAAAGCAGUGUGUUAUACAGAAGUGGAACUUCGACCCACAUGAUAGAUCCAAUACAAACAUGUCUAAAUAUCUCUCUCUCUCUCUCUCUCUCUCUCUCUCUCUCUCUCUCUCACACACACACACACACACACAGGAUUUAUCAAAGAGCCAUCGCUGCACAAAUGUCUGUAAAAAAAAUCUUCAAUUAUCCAGAUUCACAAGGAAACAACAUCUGCUGAAGUCCCUCGGAUGAGUUUCUAAAGAUUAUAGCAUAAUCCAGUCACCUUGCAUUUAGAUGCACGUGUAUAAUUCUCACUCUACAAAAACAAUGAACAGAGAGAUAUAAUGAAGUGACAGUUACAAGAUGAACUGGAUUAAUUAAAAUGUUAAGCCUGUGUUAAAAUCUUAAGAGAAAAUUGACAUGAAUUAAUCUGCUGUACUUUAAAGUCUUCAAAUUGGAGGGAAAUCGUCUCAAGCGUUCAUCCGAUCUUCUGGAGCUUGUGAGAUCAAAUCCCAGAGAUGCUGCGGUCAUUUAUGGAUAGAAGAACAAUUGGACCGUACUCUCUAUCAAAGUAAUAUUUGUAAACAGAUGCUUUUGGGAAUAUUUUUUAUGUUCAUGACUUUUCACAUUGAUGAAAUUGAACUCAGUAAAAUCUUGGCUGAAUUUUGAACAGAUAACAUGUUCUUCAUGUCAGACUCUAUGAUGAUGUUGUGCUUACACCAUUAAUCAGUGCGUUCUGGGAUUGCACAGUAAAAAUGCAAACCAAUUUGGAAUCCAAUCCCAUCGUCUAGUUCGUCCAUUUUCACAGAACAUCGUAGCAGCUGCCAGUCACUGCCAGUAUACUAUAUUUUGGUCGUAUUUUUACUAAAGUAGGAACCCGUGUGCCAGUCGCAUUGUCUUCUACAACAGCACUUCAGGCAGAUAAAACAGAUGCUGGCAUUAAUGUUCUCCUCCAAGAGUGUUGAGCUGCCUAAUCAAAUGCUUGUAAAAAAAAAAUAAAUAAAUAAAUAAAUAAAUAAAGAAAAAUAAAUAAAGAAAAAAGAAAAAAGAAAA
This is a messenger RNA of Tachysurus vachellii, 2785 nucleotides long. RefSeq names its product growth arrest-specific protein 7-like. The coding region runs from base 183 to 1607 and encodes 474 amino acids. Gene Ontology annotation, molecular function: actin filament binding. Gene Ontology annotation, biological process: neuron projection morphogenesis; actin filament polymerization. The transcript has 14 exons. Gene Ontology annotation, cellular component: cytoplasm; plasma membrane; actin filament. The record is from RefSeq and is a predicted model, not a curated record. Lineage: Eukaryota; Metazoa; Chordata; Actinopteri; Siluriformes; Bagridae.